This is a messenger RNA of Macrosiphum euphorbiae (potato aphid), 513 nucleotides long. NCBI's taxonomy places the organism in Eukaryota, Metazoa, Arthropoda, Insecta, Hemiptera, Aphididae. The record is from the annotation of a GenBank genome assembly.
AUGAAAAAAGAGAGGAAAAAACACUGCAAAGACAAAAAUAAGAAACAGCCCUCGGAUUCGUGUUCGCCCGGUUGCAGCAGUAUGGAUUGCAUGGGCCUACAGCAAAUUCCCUCGUCACCGCCGCCGAGUUAUGAGCACAGUUUGCAGGAGCCUGGACAAUCUGCCGAUCACGGUGGUCAUCUGCAGCAGAUGGUCACUGACGAUGAAAUUUGCGCCGGAGGAAGUGGUCUGCAAUCGUGUAGUUCUGAGAUCGAAUGUCAAAGUAAUGGCUCGCCCGUAAGACAAGAAAUAUUUCACAAGAGCAGCAAAGAGUUUUAUAAGGCGGUCGCUGCCCAGUGGGGUAUAACUUGCAAGAUGAGCGACCACUGCAGAUGUCUGGAAUGUCAGAGUCGCUAUUUCGAUUGUGAGUAUGAUCAAGAGAACGAACAGGAGAAGACAGACGGUGGUCUCGGAGCUGGUACACCAAUGUUCUUAUCAGAAGUCAUGCACGGGUCCACUUGCACAUUAAUUUAA